Messenger RNA from Dermacentor silvarum, 2445 nucleotides. Its product is annotated as vesicle-associated membrane protein 7-like. The transcript is spliced from 6 exons. Gene Ontology annotation, cellular component: membrane; SNARE complex. Lineage: Eukaryota; Metazoa; Arthropoda; Arachnida; Ixodida; Ixodidae. Gene Ontology annotation, biological process: exocytosis; vesicle fusion. Gene Ontology annotation, molecular function: SNARE binding; SNAP receptor activity. The record is from RefSeq and is a predicted model, not a curated record. The coding region runs from base 241 to 897 and encodes 218 amino acids.
CGCUCGUCCCACUCGACAGUAUUCUAGUGCGCUCAACCGAAGACCAAAGGCGGUGAUAGUGUUGCUAUCCUUGCUAUCGCUAAUUAUCUGUCAUCGCGAUGUGCCAGUUGCGAGGCGGUGCGAGACAUGUGCGUUGAGGUUGGUGGGCGUAUGUCACGUCGCGAAAGCCAGUGAAAGUUUCCACACGAUUGGUGCAAGCGCAUAUGAGGAUAUGAACGGCAGCGCCUUGGGUUGAGGAAAAUGGUCAGUCCAAUAGAAUUCUGCGCAAUCGCGCGGGAAACUACAGUGCUUGUGAGUCAUCAAGAGACGUCUGCCGACUUCGAGUAUCUGCUCACGGACGUGUUGAAAGAGAUCCCCCCACAUGCAGACUUCAAGACUACUCGGUCCCGUGGUGGGUAUGUGUUCCACCUAUUGGUGGAACAGGGGCUUAUCUACAUCUGUGCCACACUGCCAGAGGCCAGCAUGCAUCAGUCAUUCACCUGUCUCUUCUUGAUAAAGCAGCGUUUCUUGGAGGGAAGCUUGUCAUCGCGGGCAUGGACUGCACAGGAACAUGAGCUUGACAGAGACUUUGGCAGUGUCAUUGCUGAUAUCAUAAACAACUGCAACAGUGGACGAACGGGUGACCAGAUCUCACAGUUGCAUCGCCAGGUGGAUGAUGUGCGUGGAAUUAUGGCACAGAACAUUGAGCGAGUAGUUGAGCGAGGUGACAGGCUUGACAGCCUUCUUGAAAAGACCCAGGACUUGGAGCAAGCGGGGACAGUAUUCCGAGCCACUGCUAAGAAAGUGAAUCGCCACAUGUGCCUUCGUAAUGCACGCAUGAUGAUUGUCAUUGGAAUUAUAGUAGCUGGUGUGAUCACCGUAAUAACAUUGUUUGCAACAGGAGUUAUCAAGACAUAGCUGUUCUUGCUUCUAUGUUCAAAACUCCAUUGUAUGCAUGCAAACCUAAUGCUUGUUUCACUACGAAAUCAAUUCAUGUCUCAGACUUGUGAAUGAACAUAGGAAUUUUAACUGGGCACCGACACACAACAAAUUUGUUUUUGAGUCCCAAUUUGUUUGUGAUGCCAGGUACACCAUACUUUGCAGUGCAGUGACUGCAAUGCCAGAUGUGACAUCCAGCGAUUUUUUUAGUUUGCACAGAAGCAAGCAUUAUGAGUGCCCUGUUCAUGUCAUUUGCUGCUAGGUGAUGUUUCUCCUGAGCAUUCCAUGGGAGAUUUUUCUACCACAUAGGAUGUAUAAUUCCAAGUGACACAUCAACUUAUUUUUUGCAAUGUCAGCUGUGCCUUUGACAAGUUGUUAUGCUAAAUGUAUUAGGAGAAAAAGUAUAGACACAGUUCUUUGUCCGUGCCUGGGUGGUGCAGUCAAGUAUAUUGUUGCACUCGAGAGGCCAUAAUUCCGCAAGGCAGAAACAAAACAAAAAGAAGCUUACAGUUAAUGUCAUACCAAUGGAAAUCUCAUUGCUGAUUUUGCUGCAGCGUUCUUGUGGUCGAAGGAGGAGUGACAGUAAGUUUUGAGUUGAGAUACUGGCGUCAUUUGUCUUUUGUAUUCUAUCUGUGCCUGAUAUCUUUUGUUUCCUACACGCUCUGUUUUGACGGAACAGUAUGGAAGGACACUGGGCUUUGAAGUUUGAAGUUUAUUUUUGCUUCCAUUACAGGAAUAUCCAGUGUUCAUUGGUAAUUUGUGAUAUUAGGUGAUCACCAGCUGUCUACCAGGCAUCUUGCGACAUGCUCUUUGUGUACUGCUCAAAAUGAAAACAUAGAGUGCUGUAGUAAAACGCUACAUAAUUUUUUAUUUCUUAUGUGCUGGAGAAAGGUUCGAUACGUACCAUGAUUUUUGGUUGAACAACUACUGUUUGCAGAAGAAAAACAAAAACCUAUAUAAACUUUUACAUCAGUACUUAAGUUUCUUUAGUGUUGCAUAGUUGGUAUAGUGUUUUAUUUUUGUAUGUAACUGUCACACCAUAAUCAUUGAUAUAUGCAAUAUUUAGUUUAUGGUUUGGUGUCUCUCACAUUCGGUGUUUGGCGAUACGGUAUCAUUUUAGGCUGAUUGCAAUAUAUUGCUAGUACCAAUAUAGGCAGAUAACAUUUAUUUUGUCUUCGUUUGGAGCAGAAAGUGCUAACAUUGUGCCUGCUAUCACCUGAUGCAUGACAUCGUUAAAAGAAUCACUGAAGCUUCUUUACAUAAAAAUAAUUUUAGAGCCGUUUACUCUUACGCCUGAAUUUUUUUUUUUUUUUUGUAGUCUCGUCAACCCACAGUUACGGUUUAAACAAAAUUUUUGUAUAUUUGGUAUAACGUAACUAUGGAGAGUUUUCUGCAGUAAUUUAACAUGUUUUAUAGUUGAAGCCAUGGAAGAUGCCAAUAUUCAUGUGGUAACAAAUCUUUUUUGAUUUAGUGUGUGCUGCACGUGUCUCCUUCAGAGCAAUAAAUGCCAAUGUUAUUUUGAAUUUU